GUCCUCCACCGCCGUGGAUGCCGAGCCGAGCGUCUCUACGUGCGGCUACAACCGCAGAGGCUGAAUGAGACGAGCCCGGGGCUUGGGACACGACGAGCCGCUUCUGGCCGCUCGGACAGCUGUGAGGUCGGCGGGCUGGUGUGGAACCAUCGCGGGGUCGACUCCUUGACUCGGUCGGACCUUCAGCUAGCCACAGAAUGAUCGAGGAAGGCAGCAAGCGAGGGAAGGCCAUGGUGGAGAAGAGGCAGCUCUUCAUGGAGAUGAGGGCGCAGAACUUCGACGUCAUCAGGCUCUCCACCUACAGGACGGCCUGCAAACUGCGCUUCGUGCAGAAGAGAUGCAACCUGCACCUGGUGGACGUCUGGAACAUGAUCGAAGCCUUUCGUGACAACGGCCUCAACACCCUGGAUCACGGCGCUGAGAUCAACGUGUCGCGGCUGGAGACCAUCCUGUCUUCCAUCUACUACCAGCUCAACAAGCGGCUGCCCACCACCCACCAGAUCAACGUGGAGCAGUCCAUCGGCCUGCUGCUCAACUUCAUGGUGGCCACCUACGACAGCGAGAGCCACGGCAAGUUGACGGUCUUCUCCAUGAAGUCGAUGCUGGCAACGAUGUGUGGAGGCAAAAUCGUGGACAAGCUGCGCUACGUGUUCUCUCAGAUCUCUGACUCGAGCGGAGUCAUGGUGUUUGCCAAGUUCGAUCAGUUUCUUCGAGAAGUCCUGAAGCUGCCGACGGCGGUGUUCGAGGGUCCGUCGUUCGGGUACACGGAGCACGCGGUGCGGACCUGUUUCCCCCAGCAGAAGAAGAUCAUGCUCAACACCUUUUUGGACGUGUUGAUGGCCGAUCCUCCGCCGCAGUGUCUGGUGUGGCUCCCGCUCAUGCACCGACUCGCCAACGUCGAAAAUGUCUUCCAUCCGGUGGAAUGUUCCUAUUGCCGGAGUGAGAGCAUGAUGGGCUUUCGGUACCGGUGCCAACAGUGCCACGGCUAUCAGCUUUGUCAGAGCUGCUUCUGGCGUGGUCACGCCAGUGGUCCCCAUAGCAACCAGCACCAGAUGAAGGAGCAUUCGUCCUGGAAGUCUCCGGCCAAAAAGCUGAGCCACGCCAUCAGCAAGUCUCUGGGCUGCGUUCCCAUCGGCGAGCCGCCUCAUCCCGUGUUCCCCGAGCAGGCGGAGAGGCCGCAGGAGCUCACGCACACCGUUCAGCCGAAAGCGGUGGCCAACAACAUGAACGACACAAUGCUCAUGUCCUCGGGGGCCCCGACGCCGACCAAAAGCGUUUUAGAGAGCCCGAGUCGCUUGGACGAGGAGCAUCGUCUCAUCGCUCGCUACGCUGCCCGCCUGGCUGCUGAGGCGGGAAACUCCACACAACAGUGUCCUCCGACAGACUUGAGCUUCAACUUUGAUGCCAACAAACAACAGAAGCAGCUGAUUGCCGAGCUGGAGAACAAAAACAGGGAGAUCCUGCAGGAGAUCCAGAGGCUGCGGUUGGAGCAUGAGCAGGCGUCUCAGCCGACGCCGGAGAAGGGCCAGCAGAACCCCACAUUGCUGACGGAGCUGCGGCUCCUCAGACACAGGAAGGAUGAGCUGGAGCGACGCAUGUCGGCCCUGCAGGAGAGCAGGCGGGAGCUGAUGGUGCAGCUGGAGGGCCUCAUGAGGCUGCUGAAGGAUGAGGAGCAGAAGCAGGCCUCCCAGUCUGGAAGCUCGCCCCAUUCGUCGCCCAGUCACGGUGCCGGCUGCUCCAUGCCCAUGCCCAUCCGCUCCACCUCAGCUGGGUCCACCCCCACCCACACGCCCCAGGACUGCCUGGCUGGUGUUGGAGGGGACAUGCUCGAGGCCUUCGCUCAGGGUGUACCUAGAAAUCUGCGCAAUGACCUGCUAGUUGCUGCUGACUCAAUAACAAACACCAUGUCUUCGCUGGUGAAAGAACUCCACUCUGUGGACGACGGGGGAGACGAGGAGGAGACCAACAUGAGGAACGGAGGCACAAUGCGAGUACCGAAGCACUGAGAGGCAGAAGGAGAGAGCGUCCAUCCGUCCGUCCGGCCGGCCCAGAAAAGCAGGUGCACACCAGGAACAAUCAGAAGCAACCGCCCCCACCCCCACCCCCCUCCUCCCUAGACAUUAGCACGUAGAUCAAUGCAUGCUGUAAUCUAACAAGAUUUCACUAUGUGAACAGAAUAUUUCUUCACACCUUGCAAGUUGCAAACAUGUCUGACGACUGAGUGUUUCUCUGCGUACCAAACCUGCUGCGAUCGCUCAGCCAUGUGACCGCAGAGAUCAGCUUGUUGUGUCCCGUUGCAGCAGACAAAUAUGUAUGUAAGAUACUGUAAAAAUGACCUGACCAUGGCAGAGAUAUGGUCUCCUUUCACAGAACUUUCCUCGUCGAUGGUCUUGUUCGUAUUUCUUUUAAUAUGUAUGUCAUUUUUUUGCAUGAAUUGCACUCAUGUCUGGGUUAAAGUACUGUACCAUGUUGGGGUGUUAAACAUUUCGGACUCAGAAACGAGUGUGUUUACAUGCACGUUAAGUCGUUUUCAAAAGUCAAAUGUGACCAGUGAAUAUGAAACUCUCAGUUCUUCCUGAGUGUUUCGGCGUCUAGUGCGUCAUCUUACCUCAGCGUUUCCUCUUGACUUUUCACAUCAGCCGCAGCUUUUCACUACAGUCCCUGAAUGCAUCAACACACAAAAUUGCAAUGCAUAUUAAUACACCAUCUUUGCCGUACAACAAUAUGGUGAAAAACACCAGACAUGGUGGUUCAAAUCCAAAGAUCUUAGAGCGGACAGUGCCAUCUAGUGGGCUUUGAAAACGAGGACUGUUUCAUGAAGCCUCAUCAACCCAUCACUAGAAAUGAGAAUUUUGCUUUUGUUCUUAAACAAGACUGUAGUAUUAAGCACUUUUUAAAUACCCAUUUCUUUGCAUUUGGUAAAGAGGGCCAGUGCUUGACCUAAAGCCUUAGCACUGAAGACUCGGACCAUACACCAACAAAGGAGAACUGAGGGUGUCACCGAACCAGGAGAGAAACACGGACCAAGCCGGAGAAGAAAUCUAAAAAUAUAACUCACGGAAAAUACACCAGUCAUCAAGCACAUCAAUAGCAUCAAAAUGAAGCUGAAAAUAACUAGAGUAAAACACAAAUAAUCAGAGUAAUCCAACGGUCAACAAAGGAAACAGCGCGGCAGUUGGAACUAGCUCGCAGCUAACACGUCAGAAAGCUCAAGGAUCAGGAAACGCAUUGUAAGAACGCAGUCAAGUUAAAGUUAAAGUGCAUGAAAAAUGUCUUUUUCACGCACGACAAACAAGGUGCUUCAUUUGUCCACCAGAAAUCAAACCUCAUUUAAAAUGAACCCAAUAAUAACGGAGAUAGCUUCAAAUGAAACCAAUACAGUGCUGUCCAUUUUUUUUCUGAGUUACUAUUUGAGUAUUACGUCUUCACCGGAGAUUGUUUCAUAUUUACUGCUCAUGAUAACGGUACAAUUGGUCUUUUAUGAAGAAAAAAUAUUGUGAUGAUUAAAAAAAAAAAGUCUAAAGAAUAAUAUGUCAUUGUAAACACACUCGCCGAGUCAUGCUGUGCUGCUGCUGCUGCUGCUGCUACUGUGUGCUAAGUUAGCCACCCUUGCUAAUAAGAGGGCUGCGCGGUUGGCUAAUGAAGAAAAAUAACGAGUUUCUUUCAGAACUGAACCGAGAAAACCCCCCAAAGGGCAUUGUAACACUCACCACAGCACAGUGCCUCCUUCCAAAUACAAGCACUCAGCUGGCACAGUCAGCUUUUAGCAUUUAGCCUAGAGAAGCGCCUCAGGAUGUGUAGCAGUAGGAGUUAGCAUGUUAUGUGGUGGAGAUGAGUAGCUUCAUUAGAGUGAAGGGAUAUUGGUCAAGUGCAAUGAAGGUAGGUGCUCAGGGAAAGCAGAGACGCGUGUAGAUCCUUACGUGAGGUGAAAUAUGGCUCGUUUUCAGUUCCUUCAAGUCUGCUGUUAAACUGUGAGGAACCCAGUUGACAAACAACCACACGUUGUUCAAGGAGGUGUAAAGAAUGUCGAUGAAAACAAGUGCUUUUCGGUGAGGCAUGUUGGAUGUGGUUUGUUUGUGAAGUGCGUUGGAUGUCUCUGUCUGAAAGGAAUCUCGUCCAAGUGUUGUCUUUGGGGUCCGUGUGUUUUCUGUCUUUCGGAGUUGCCAUACACCGCCGAACUCAGACGCAGUGUGGGACCGGCGCGGCUCUAAAAGGAUGUGGCUUUUGUGAACCACAGAAAUACUGGCUCGUCUUAUAAGCUAAAAGGUUUCAAGUACCUUCUUCACUGUGUCCAGACUGAAAACACAUUAUUUUGUUUAUGGCUCUUAAUGUGGUCGCUGUUAUUUGUUUCUCUUCUUGUUCUGACUCUGGUUUAUGGUGUGAAUUUAAUGUGAUGGGUCACACAGGCAUUUGCACUCUCAUUCUUGUCCAAAUGUUAUUUCAAUCGGGUUCUCAUUUUUCAGUCAUGUGACCGCCGUCCUUCAGUGAUACGUGUCAGAGGCUUCUGUCUUCCCCUCGAUUCUGACAGUGCUGUUGGGUGCAGUGUCCAAAAAGUCAGCUUUCUUUUUCGCUCUUGAGUUUGUGCCUGUAACUGUUUCGUAAAGUGCUGUAUGAAGUGACCAUUCUGCAGAUAAGAUUAUCCAACAGCCUUCUGUGUACGGAGUUUCAGUCUGUGACCUUGUAGAGCUUUUAUUUCUAUCUGUGUGGUAAAAGGGAAAGUUUGACGCUCAGCCUUUACAUUUGUGCCAAACAUUCUAUGUGUCAUGUAAUGCACAGGUAUAUAUAUAUAUAUAUAUAUAUAUAUAUAUAUAUACAUAUAUAUAUGAAUUAAGUAUGCUGUCGUGGCCCAUUUUUAAGUCACUGAAUUUCUCUUCAUUUAGUGAUUUUGGUGUGAACUAAUUCAAUACGUAGAGACACAUCCCGAAGGACCUGACGGAGGGGUUUGUUGGGUGGAACAUGGAUCGGUGUUUGCAGGGAGACGACAAUGCUCUGCUGUUGUUAUUUAUAAAUGUAUGUGUUCCGUAUAGUUACGCUUCUAGUACUUUUGUUUUCAGUUAGCUUUUUCAAUCAUCAGUUCAUGUCAGACACACCCACUGUCUUGUAAAUAAAAUCAA
Messenger RNA from Synchiropus splendidus (mandarinfish), 5114 nucleotides. It is a transcript of the gene dtnbb, whose product is annotated as dystrobrevin, beta b. Gene Ontology annotation, cellular component: synapse; plasma membrane. The transcript has 20 exons. The record is from RefSeq and is a predicted model, not a curated record. Gene Ontology annotation, molecular function: zinc ion binding. NCBI's taxonomy places the organism in Eukaryota, Metazoa, Chordata, Actinopteri, Syngnathiformes, Callionymidae. Gene Ontology annotation, biological process: synaptic signaling. Bases 198 to 2006 code for a protein of 602 amino acids.